Molecule: messenger RNA, 2874 nt
Organism: Tetrahymena thermophila SB210
Lineage: Eukaryota; Ciliophora; Oligohymenophorea; Hymenostomatida; Tetrahymenidae
Product: phosphatidylinositol 3-kinase
Exons: 14
Biological process (GO): phosphatidylinositol-mediated signaling; phosphatidylinositol phosphate biosynthetic process
Cellular component (GO): membrane; cytoplasm
Molecular function (GO): 1-phosphatidylinositol 4-kinase activity
Source: RefSeq, a predicted model, not a curated record
AUGAUAAAUAAAAAUAUUUUUAGCUCUGACCAGUCUUUAGAUUCGCCGAUAUAAAUUCGUGGAAAAAAAACCUAUGGUUUUAUCUAAAGGAUAUUUUGCUGUAAAUGCUUUGGAUGUUGUCAAGAAGAAGAUAAAAGUCUUCUCACAUCUAAUAAUAGAAAAGAUAUAUCGAAAAGAUUAAUUUCCUAAUUUAAAUCUGAAAAAGACAACGCAAUAGAAGAUCCUUUGUAAAUUCUUAUUAGACUCUACAUAGAUGAUGACAAAGAAACGAUAUUUUAGCUUCUUAAUAAAACAAGAAUUAAUCCAGAUUUAUCUGAAAAGCAUAUUUGGAGAGAUGACUUAGAGUUCUAUCUCCCUUAAAUUUGUAAUUUCUUCGUCUUUCACGAAGAACUUAAAAACGAUAGCCUCAAGGAAUUCCUAAAGAAGGCAGGUAAAAUAGACUUCUUCUUUGGUCAUAUGCUGUGCUUCUAUUUAAAAAGUGUUGCACAAACUGUAAACAAAAACUAGAUUCAAGACAUUCCAUAAGUAUGGAAUGUUUUAAAUGAGUUUUUCUCAAGUUUCGUAGAAUUUUAUUCUAGUAAGCAAUUAAUGUCUGCUGAAAUGGUUGAAAAUCUUGCUAUGGGAAAAAAAUACGCUGUGCCUUAUAAGCUGAAUAAAUCAAAUAAUGGAAAUUCAAAUGAAGCAAACAUGAAAAUAAAACAGGAAGUGAUUUCAUCUUAUGGAACUUCCUAUUAUUAAAGACAUAAGAUUAACAUUUUACCUGAAGACAUUUCAUUAUAAAAUUACAUUAACAUCCAGGAUUUUAUUUAGAUUAAAGAAAGAGUUGAAUCUAGCUAAGAAGUAGAAAACAUGGAUAAUGGUAUUCCACCCGAAAACCAAAAGCUGAAUAAAGAAACUGAAAUUAAUGGUAAUGGAAUGGAGCAUGACUUAAAUAAUGGUUUUUUAAGUACAAUUUAAUUUUUCAAUGACUUAAUGGACAUUUCUGAUAACUUGAAAUUUUCUGAUCCUAAAAUUGUAUCCUUACGUUAUGAAUUGUAAAAAAUAAAUUAGCAACUACCAGCUGCAGUUUAUGUACCUUUCUUUGCAAAUAAUUAUCGUAAUCAUGUUGUUUUGAACAUUGUCACAGAGGAAUGCAAAGUAUUUUCCACUAAGGAAAGAAGUCCUUUCUAUAUUUGCUUGGAGCUUUAUCGUUCAGAAGAACCCAGCAAAGUAGACUAAAACUCUCCUAUAAUUUAUACUUAGGAAAGAUUAAAAAACGGCGAUGUAAGAUAUAAGUGGAGCUAUGAUGAAAGACUCUCUUAGCCAUUAACUGUUAAUAAUUAAGAAUAUUAAUCUGUAGUAAAAGAUAUAGAAACUGGUAAUAAGCCUAAUUAAAAUACUAAAAAGAAUAUAGGAAACAGCAGUGAUUUCUUAAGUACAAAUGCUGCAUUACUUGAUAGGAAAUCAGAGAGUGACGAUUAACCUUAAGUAAUAAUGUAAUCUUUGAAAAGUGAAGUUGGAAAUCCAGAAACUAAAAAGACUUUAGAUAUUAGAACCUAAUCAAAAACACUGGAUGUCACAAAGCCUAAUUCAUAAAGCAUUGCCUAAAAUGGAAAUAGUAACAAUAAUAAGCUUACUAUUGGAUCCAGCAGACAUAGAUCAUUUGGAGAAAGCAUACAAAACGAAGAAGUUUCGGGUAUUUCUUGUGUUUAUGAAAAAGGUAUGAGAGUUCCUUCUCAUUAUAAUUUGAAGGAUUUAGCAUAGUAGAGUGCAAGUUAAAUAGAAUUAAAUAAUGAUCCCAACAAGAAUAUUUCCAUACCUUAAAAUAACAAAGAAAUAAAUAUAAAUAAUUCAAAUGAAUAUUCUGAAAGCAAUUUGAAUCAGACUAAUAGGAAUUAGAGCGAAUCGAUCCCAUAAUCUGUAGAGUCAAUCAAACCUUCCAAAAAAUAUAAUAAUUAAGUUUCAGAUGUUUUAGAUUUAAAUGACGAUAAGUUCAAAGGACUUAAAAAUUUGUUCGGAGAAGACUCCAGAGAUUAAGAAGCUAGAAUAAGAAAGCAUUCACCUUUUGGGCACUUCAAAAGCUGGAAACUUGUGCAUAUGAUAGUCAAAACUGGAGAUAAUAUAAAGCAGGAGUAAUUUGCCGUCCAGCUGAUAUACUAAUUUGAUUAGAUAUUUAAAAUGGAAGAGCUCGAUUUAAAAUUGACUCCUUAUGAAAUUGUAUCUCUUGGUCCUUAAAGUGGUAUCUUGGAGAUGGUAAAAAACUCAAUCACCUUAGAUGGUCUUCUCAAAUAAAUUCAUAGUUACAAAGAAAUUAAAGAUUUGCGUCACUUUUUCUAACUCUACUAUGGAAGCCAAUUUAAAAAAGCACAAUAUAACUUCUGUUCAUCUCUAGCUGCAUACAGCUUAGUCUGCUACUUCUUACAAAUUAAAGAUAGACAUAAUGGAAAUAUUCUUUUACACAAAAAUGGCCAUAUAAUACAUAUUGAUUUUGGAUUCUUUUUAUCAAAUGCUCCAGGAAAAGGUCUUUCAAUUGAAUAAAAUGUACCUUUUAAGCUUUUAAGUGAUUAUAUUUCAAUUCUUGGUGGUAUUGAAAGUGAUAUGUUCUAGACUUUCAGAAGGUUAUUCUUUUAGGGAUUCUAAGCAGCUUGCAAGCACCAAGAUAAAAUAUUAAUUUUAGUAAAAAUGCUUUACUCUGGACAUGGUUUAACUCUUCCUUGUUUUGAAAAAGGUGAGUAAUGCAUUCUCGAUUUAGAACAAAGAUUCAAUCCUCCAAAUAUAUCAAACGAUGGUGAACUUAGUAUGCAUUGUAAUAUGCUUAUCAACUAAUCUUUGGAUAACUGGAGAGCUAGAUGGUAUGAUAAGUGGUAAUAUUUUUGCUAGGGAAUCUUUUAUUGA